Molecule: messenger RNA, 2265 nt
Organism: Triticum aestivum (bread wheat)
Lineage: Eukaryota; Viridiplantae; Streptophyta; Magnoliopsida; Poales; Poaceae
Product: putative E3 ubiquitin-protein ligase SINA-like 9
Exons: 3
Coding region: 153-1280 (375 amino acids)
Molecular function (GO): zinc ion binding
Source: RefSeq, a predicted model, not a curated record
GCCCACGCCCGACGCGUGCGCGGCGCGUGAGCAUCCCCCAACUCCUUCCCCCAAAUCCGCCCCCACCGCCGGCAAACCACCAUCUCCUCUCCGCAGCCGCCGGCCGCCCUCCGACGCCCCUCCUCCGCCGCCCGCUGGCGUCGCCGCCUGAGAUGAGCGGCAGCGCGGCGAAGCGCGUCGGGACGCCGCUGGCCGACGCGGAGGGCAGCCCCAAGCGCCCGCGGAGCAGCCGCCACCCCUCGCUCUCCCCCUCGCCGUCGCAGGCGCGCUCGCAGGCGCCCUCGCCCUCGCAGUCGCGGUCGCGGUCGCGGUCGAGGUCGCGGCUUCCGCUGGCGCGGUCGUCGCCGCCGCCGUACAUAGGGUCGCCCUCCUACGCCCCAUACGACGACCGGAGUCCCAGCCGCAGCCACAGCCGCAGCUACAGCCACAGUCGUAGCCGCAGCCGCGUGUCAGAGGAGACGGACGGGAACGGGCGGCCGGUCUGGAGGCCGCACUCGUACAGGGAGCACAGCGGCGAGCAUGGGGACGGCGAGUACAGCGUCCGCAUCGGCGACUACGACCGCCUCUUCAUCUGCCGGAGCUGCCACCGCAUGCUCUCCUCGCCGGUCUACGAGUGUCCGGACGGGCAUGUCACCUGCUCGAGGUGCCGCGACAACAUCGGGGACAACCGCUGCAACUACUGCGCGGCCAAUGGCUGCGUGCGCAGCCGCGCCGUCGAGGAGUUCCUCGGCCGCAUCAGCUUCUCCUGCCGCAACCAGCAGUACGGCUGCGAGGUGUUCCUGCUGCACCAUGAGAUGCGCGUGCACGAGCGCACCUGCCACUAUGACCCCUGCUUCUGCCCGGUCCAUCGCUGCGGCUUCGCUGGCCCAGCCUACGACCUGGAGUCCCACCUCGCCACCAUCCACCGCUGGGAGGUGAUCAACUUCCGCUACGGCGAGAGCUUCCAGGCCCCUGCCUUUGACUCUGCCAUCUUCCGCUGUGAGGACUACGGCGAGCUCUUCCACAUCAGCAGCUCCCGCGAGGGCUUGGGCACCGCGCUCUCCAUGAUCUGCAUCCGCCCUGACAACGCCUUCGAGGAGGAGUUCACCUACGAGCUGAAGAUGCCGGCGGGUGGACGGCACCACAGGCUGCAGAUUCAGUCGACCGUGUGGAACACUUCGCUGCGGUACGGGAUCGGUGAGGGGAGCGACGUCUUCCUGCUGGUCCCUGACAAGCUGCCCGGCGUCGAGAAUGGCUGUGCCGUGGAGGUGUGCAUCCGCAAGGUGGUGGCUGGUAACUAGCACAAGCUGUGUGCUGAUCUGGACCGUCAUUGUCGUUGUGGUUGCAGCAUUACCUGUCUGGUUCUAGGAUAGGAUUAAUGUCUGCCUGCUAGAGUUCUGUUCAUAGCCGAGUAAACUUGAGCGGCAUCCGUGUUGGUGAAUUCGUUAGUCGUCGAUGGAUCUUCUGGUAAGUGAGAUGGAAGCAUAGGCACCCCUUGCAGUCGCUGAUGCAGGAAACUGUCUGGAUAUUGUCUUUUCUGAGGAGGGUGAAUUGGGAUUUGCUGAAUUUGCUGUUAAGCUUUUGUUUUGGUGCAUUUCUGGAUGUGGCGUUCUUGAUGUCGAAAUGCGUGAACGCUUUGGGUGGUUUGCCUCUAGAUGUUUAUUAUAGAUGUUGCUGUCUACCGGUCGCGAGUUCAUUAGUUUAUUCUUCUACUAGUAGUUUUCAGAUGGUGCCUGCUAGAGUUUAUUCUUCAAGUAGCUGCUGAAUGCCGGGGUAAACUGAAUGUCAUAUUUGCUGACUGCUCUGUAUUCCGUGGGUUUUCCAAUGACAUUUGUGUCGUCAUCGGACCGUUAUGGACUGUCAUUGUUGUUUACUUGUUCUGGUUGCAGCAUUACCUAUCUGGUUCUAGGAUUAAUAUCUGCCUGAAUGCUAGAGUUUCAGGCUUUCAGUUCAUAGCCGAGUAAACUUGAACGCCAUGCGUAUUGGUGACCUCGUUAGUCUUUGGUAGAUCUUCAUUUUCUGGUAAGUGAGUUGGAAGCAUAGGCACCCCGUGCAUCGCAGAUGCAAGGAACUGUGUGGAUAUUGUCUUUUUUGAGGAGGGUAAAUUGGGAUAUGCUGAUUUUUUUUAAAUUUUUUUGCGGGGUGGGAUAUGCUGAAUUUGCUGGUAAGCUUUUCUUUUGGUACUUAUCUGGAUGUGACGAGAUUGAUGUCGAAAUGCGGGAACGCGGUUUCUUUCGGUGGAUUGCCUAAAUGUUUAUCAUAGAUGUUGCUGUCUACCGUUUGCAA